This is a messenger RNA of Opisthorchis viverrini, 1350 nucleotides long. RefSeq lists its product as hypothetical. The record is from RefSeq and is a predicted model, not a curated record. NCBI's taxonomy places the organism in Eukaryota, Metazoa, Platyhelminthes, Trematoda, Opisthorchiida, Opisthorchiidae. The transcript has a single exon. Gene Ontology annotation, biological process: actin cytoskeleton organization; muscle structure development. Gene Ontology annotation, molecular function: actin binding; muscle alpha-actinin binding. Bases 1 to 1350 code for a protein of 449 amino acids. Gene Ontology annotation, cellular component: adherens junction; stress fiber; filamentous actin.
AUGAAAAGGCAGGUGGUCGUUGAACGUCCCGAUUCGGGACUACUUUGGGGGAUAAAGAUUCAAGGGGGACGGGACUUUGGACAGAAGCUACGGAUAACUGAAGUCAAUAAAGACGGGAUACUUGCAGGUCAUGGCUUAAGACCUGGCAGUGAGAUUGUCUCCAUCGGGGGCGAACCAACGGUGUCUAUGACUCACCUUCAGGCUCAAGAAGCAUUCGUCCGCUGUGGAAAUCGACUGCAAUUAGAGAUUAUUGAGCCUUCAUUUGCCGAACAACCCACACUGUCAACACAGUAUUCUGAAGAACUGCACCACCUCAAAUACGCUUCAGAGGCCCAACCUUACCGCCCUCGUUGUGAGGAAAACGGCCGAUUGGUCUCAGGUGGAUCGAAGCCGCAAAUCAUUCAGCCGCCGGCAGAGCCCAUCCCCAGCGUUGACAACAAAACAGUGCGCGUCACAACAAAUAUAACAUGGAAUCCUCAGGCACACACCCAAAACACAAAGCUGCACGACCCACUACCCGAAGCCCCGAAACCAUUCAAUGCUGAUGUUCCUAACCGUUACCAAAUGUCAAACUCCCCCACCGACAGCCACAACACGGUCCCUUCUGAAAUCAAUGAAACCGUCUGCCUGAAGAAGCCUAGUCAGAAUUCGUUAUCAACUAUGCCAGUCUAUGGUUCAUCUCCAUCGCCCAUCCAAAUCGAAACGUCUCGCAGUGAGAACACCAGUCCCUCAGUCUACUAUUCUUCUGGGGAUGAACGUAUCGCUUCUUUGCCAAAGACCGUACUUGCAAAUUCCUCUAAACGGCCUGUUUGUUUUUCAUGCCGUCGAGAAAUUCAUGGCCCGUUUGUUGAUACAGGAUCCUUGUGUUUCUGUCAAGAACAUUUCAACUGUGAACAAUGUGGAAUGCCACUAGCAGAGCAACAGUACAGUGAAUCAAACGGGAAAUUUUAUUGUGCAAAAGAUUUUGUCCAGUUAGUUGCUCCCCGCUGUGCUAAAUGUUCUCAGCCGAUCGUUGGAUUGAUUACUAAGGCGUUGGGGAAAAAUUGGCAUCCUCAGUGUUUUGUAUGUGUACAUUGUCACAAGCAACUACGUGACUUGUUUCAUGUAGAAGACACGGGAGAGGUACUGUGUAAAGAACACUGGGAAAAACUGCAUUUAAAAUCUUGUGCUUCUUGUAAACAGCCCAUCUCGGAGAUUGAUAGAUUUGUUGAGGCUUUUGACAAAUGCUUUCACGCGCCAUGUUUUUGUUGUGCCGCUUGUCGCACUCCGCUCGAAGGGAAAAUGUUCCAUCCCCGAGACGGUAAGCCGUUUUGUCCUGUGCAUGCCAAAGCCCAAGCGCUUUAUAGCUAA